Molecule: messenger RNA, 2238 nt
Organism: Aspergillus terreus NIH2624
Lineage: Eukaryota; Fungi; Ascomycota; Eurotiomycetes; Eurotiales; Aspergillaceae
Exons: 4
Coding region: 1-2238 (745 amino acids)
Molecular function (GO): inositol hexakisphosphate 3-phosphatase activity
Source: RefSeq, a predicted model, not a curated record
AUGAGCGGGCGAGUCCCCGAAGCAAACAAGCGGCAAUUGAGGGGGAAAAGACACAAAGUCGACAAGAUGAGGCUGGCAUGUGCUCUUGGAUCGCUCUUUGCCCUUUUUCUGAGUGUGGCUGCGUCCGCGCCGACGGUAAAGGUCUCCAUCUCUGCCCUAACCGCGGGAAUAGAGUCCGACUGGGCUGCUGUCUACUAUGGCCCUAGACCACAAGACUCGCUCCUUGUCGGAAACGACGGAAGUGCAGCGACAGGCGGUCUCCGCACGUAUGGCCUCCUUGACCGCAACCUGAACGAAACCGCUCGGCGAACGCCCGGCCGGACCAAAGUAGUAGGUGUCUUGUACGACAUCGGCGGACGCGAUCUGCUGGUGUCGAUUACCACCACCGAAUCGAUCAUCCGUCUGUAUGACGUUGAUGGACUUCGAGAGAUCUCUGGUGUGAAGAAGAAGGUGCUCGGCGACUGGUCGUGUCUGUGUACGUGGCGGAGUCCGCGGGGUGCGGAUUAUGUCUUUCUGCUUGGGAAAAAGCAGGCGGUUCAGUUUCUCGUGAGAGGGAACCGGAAGGAGCUGGAGAUUCUUGAGGUCCAAGCUUUCCCGCUGCCCGUCGAACCAAGUUCUUGCGCUGUUGACCCUGAGGGGGUUGUCUACUUCGCUGCAGAAAACACGAUGUUAUACAGUUUUCAGGCGGCAGAGUCAACCGUUGCUCCUGAGAUCAAGGCGUUUGGAGAAGUCGGUGACGAUAUCUCAGGUUUGGCGGUUUACGUCUCCCACAGAUCACAUUACCUGUUCGUGGCACAGACAGACGUUAUAGAGAUCUACUCGCCCAGUCUGGAGCUCAAGGGGUCCCUUGCUGUGACUGGAGCCGAGGACAUCGAGAUUGCAGGAACGGCCAUCUACCAGAGUAGCUCAAGUCAGUACCCCUACGGACUGAUCAGCUAUGCGAUUGAGUCGGAUUCUGGCGUGGGCUUCGGCGUCAGCUCCCUUGAGCCCGUCUUCACCGAACUGCGUCUUGAGCCAAACACCCGCUAUACACCGCGCUCAGCACGUCCUCCGCAGUCUGAGUCAAAGCUAAACGGGUUUAGAAAUCGUGAUGGCAGCCUUUCCUGCUUUGCCGGCUUCACAGGCCGUAACUGCAACCGUGUUGCCUGCUCGAAUGACUGCUCCGGACACGGAUCCUGUGUGGGACCCAAUGAAUGCCAGUGCCGUGAUCCGUGGGCUGGCCCCGAUUGCUCCUGGAUCGGUGUAGAGGCAAAGUACGAAACGGAUGCCAACGGCGGAGAUGGUGACGACCCGGCUAUCUGGAUCUCUCCUACGAGCCCGAACCUGUCGACUAUCAUCACGACGACCAAGUCCGAGACCAUAAGCGCCGGCGAGCCGAACAACGUGGAUGUCAUCUACAGCUUCCAGCUCGGCAACCGCACAGUCGAUCUGGCUUACGCUGCGUGCCGAGCGGACGACACGCUAUGCCUGUUCGAGGUCACUUCCGACGGCCUUUUGGCCGAGGUCCCUGGCGGAAUCCAACCCGUCCCUGAGGACUACACCGUCUACGGCUCGUGCGCGUACCGCUCCCCCUCAAGCGGCAAGCAAUACCUCUUCGUGAACGCGAAAUCCGGGCAAUACCUGCAAUACGAACUCACCUCGCGCACCAACGGAACCCUAUCCACCACGCUCGUGCGCACCUUCACCGGCGGCACCGGCGGGCAGCCCGAGGGGUGCGUCGCCGACGAAGAAAACGGCUCCCUUUUCCUCGGCGAAGAGCCCUACGGCCUGUGGCGGUACGACGCCGAGCCGACGGGCUCGAGUAAUGGGACUCUCGUCGCGAAGGCGGGGGACGGAACACUCUUUGCGGACGUCGAGGGCGUGACCCUCCUCCCUGGAAAGACCGCUGAUCAGGGGUUCAUCGUUGUAUCCUGCCAGGGGGUCAGUGCGUACUCGGUUUAUCGGCGGGCAGAGCCGCAUGAGUAUGUGAUGACGUUUACGAUUGGGGAGUCGAAGGACGGACGAGUUGAUGGCGUGACGAAUACGGAUGGGGUGGCUGGGGUGCCGAAUCGGUUGAAUGCUGAUUUUCCGCAUGGGUUGCUGGUGGUGCAUGAUGAUGCGAAUCAGUUGGCUGAGGGGGGGACGGCGGAGUUGGCGUCGUUCAAGUUGGUGAGUUUGGAGGAUGUGUUGGGACCCACGGUGGGAGGGAUGUUGCUGCUGGAGCUUGAUGCGGAAUGGAAUCCGAGGACUACCGUGUGA